AGUAAAAUUUCCUGUAGAAUUAAUAUUAAAACUAGCCAUUUAUUUUGCUUUGGGUCUUUAAAGAGAUCAAACAGGCUUCUUAUAUAACUUGCAAGCAUUAGCCGAUGCCUUAGUCACUUGGCCUUUGGAGGUACAAAGAGUUGUAUUGAUGUUCUUGUUAAAACCUUACAAUUGUGUCCAAGUUUUGUUUGAUUGUCUGAAGAUUUCCUGAAAAACUGGUGGUAAUGUCACCAACCAAAAUCACAUGCCUGGGAGUAGCCAGUAUAUGUGUUAAAUAUCUCUGUGACUGGGAAGCCAUUUUAUCUCAGUUUUCCUAUCUGUAAAAUGGGGAGUCAGGUCAGUUGAGUGUUCAGGUCCCUCUAAAAGCUGAUGUAUCAUUUUUGACGAAAGUUGUUCUCUUUCUCUUGUGCCCAUGCCUUCAUUUUCUACCCUAGAGAAGGAUGGGGAUAGGCAUAAUUGGCUUAGACCUCUAUUUUUAUCCCUGGAGUAAACCUGUGCAUAUUUACAAAUUUUUCUGGUGCAUAGAGGUUUGGAGAUGAGUGUAUAAAUUGCCUUGUAUCCUGUUUGUAUGUCUUUUACUGAAAAAUAUUCUCGUCUUAUAGGCUUUUGGAUAGGAUGAGAAAUUCUGUCCUCACUUCACUAAAGUAGCCUCUACUGGGUAAAGGAAGGUUGCCCACAUGUACUCAGCCUUCUUUAAAGUGAAGCAUGCUGACAUUUUUUAAAAAAGGAAGGUCAACAAGUUGCUGAAAGAGCAGAUUCAGAAUGAUGGUCUCCUAGGACACUGCUAGCUUGAGAUUCCUCUGCUUUCUUCUUAGGAAUGGUUUGUGUUCCCUCCCUUCUUUUUCCUGUCCCCUCACCACUGCCCCCUCUAGACAAGGUAGUAUUAAUGAAAUCAUUUUAUGUGAAUCUACUCUCUAGUUUGAAUGCAAAGAUUAUUGAUGUUCUAGACAUGUGCACAUGGAACAUGAACUAUAAGGAAGAACCUGUUGACAUUGCUUGAUUUUGUUGGUUUGUUUUGUUAUUACUUGUAUACUUUCAAGUCACUCAGUCUCUGACACACAUAACAGUUAUCUCUUGUUCUAGCUGUUUUGCAUUUUUUCCCUAAAUUCAUUGUUUUUGCUUUUCAUUUUUGUUUCCUCCAUCCAGUAUCUCCAGAUGAAAUGGCCACUGCUUGAUGUUCAAGCAGGAAGCCUCCAGAGUAGACAAGCCCUCAAGGACGCCCGGUCUCCAUCCCCGGCACACAUCGUCUGUCCCCUCCCUUGCUGCACUCAGGGACAUGACUGUCAGCACUUCUACCCCCCCUCAGACUUCACUGUCAGCACUCAAGUCUUCAGGGACAUGAAAAGGAACCACUCCUUACAAAAGGUUGGGGAGCCCUGGUGUAUGGAGUCGAACAAAGUGCCAGUUGUGCAGCACCCUCACCAUGUACACCCUCUCACGCCUCUUAUUACGUACAGCAAUGAACACUUCACCCCAGGAAACCCACCUCCACACUUACCAGCCGACGUAGACCCCAAAACAGGAAUCCCACGGCCUCCGCACCCUCCAGAUAUAUCGCCGUAUUACCCACUAUCGCCUGGCACCGUAGGACAAAUCCCCCAUCCGCUAGGAUGGUUAGUACCACAGCAAGGUCAGCCUGUGUAUCCAAUCACGACAGGAGGAUUCAGACACCCCUACCCAACAGCUCUGACCGUCAAUGCUUCCAUGUCCAGCUUUCUGUCUUCUAGGUUCCCACCCCAUAUGGUCCCACCACAUCAUACUCUGCACACUACCGGCAUUCCCCACCCGGCCAUAGUCACACCAACAGUCAAACAGGAAUCCUCCCAGAGUGACGUCGGCUCACUGCAUAGCUCAAAGCAUCAGGACUCCAAAAAGGAAGAAGAAAAGAAGAAGCCCCACAUAAAGAAACCUCUUAACGCAUUCAUGUUGUAUAUGAAGGAAAUGAGAGCAAAGGUCGUGGCCGAGUGCACGUUGAAAGAAAGUGCAGCCAUCAACCAGAUCCUGGGUCGGAGGUGGCAUGCACUGUCCAGAGAAGAGCAAGCGAAGUACUAUGAGCUAGCCCGGAAGGAACGACAACUCCAUAUGCAGCUCUACCCUGGCUGGUCUGCACGGGAUAACUACGGGAAGAAGAAGAAGAGGAAAAGGGAUAAGCAGCCGGGAGAGACCAAUGAACACAGCGAAUGUUUCCUAAAUCCUUGCCUUUCACUUCCUCCGAUUACAGGAGAAAAAAAAAGUGCGUUCGCUACAUACAAGGUGAAGGCAGCUGCCUCAGCCCACCCUCUUCAGAUGGAAGCUUACUAGACUCGCCUCCUCCCUCCCCCAACCUGCUAGGCUCCCCACCCCACGAUGCCAAGUCACAGACUGAGCAGACCCAGCCUCUCUCGCUGUCCCUGAAGCCCGAUCCCCUGGCCCAGCUGUCUAUGAUGCCUCCGCCACCCGCCCUCCUCCUCGGCGAGGCCGCCCACGGCAAGGCCCCCGCCCUCUGU
This is a messenger RNA of Trichechus manatus latirostris (Florida manatee), 2486 nucleotides long. It is a transcript of the gene TCF7L2, whose product is annotated as transcription factor 7 like 2. The record is from RefSeq and is a predicted model, not a curated record. The transcript has 11 exons. Gene Ontology annotation, molecular function: DNA-binding transcription factor activity, RNA polymerase II-specific; RNA polymerase II cis-regulatory region sequence-specific DNA binding. Gene Ontology annotation, biological process: canonical Wnt signaling pathway; regulation of transcription by RNA polymerase II. Gene Ontology annotation, cellular component: catenin-TCF7L2 complex; chromatin; beta-catenin-TCF complex. The coding region runs from base 1156 to 2301 and encodes 381 amino acids. NCBI's taxonomy places the organism in Eukaryota, Metazoa, Chordata, Mammalia, Sirenia, Trichechidae.